This is a messenger RNA of Brassica napus (rape), 4228 nucleotides long. RefSeq names its product protein STRUBBELIG-RECEPTOR FAMILY 5-like. The coding region runs from base 2052 to 4130 and encodes 692 amino acids. Gene Ontology annotation, molecular function: protein kinase activity; protein binding; ATP binding. The transcript has 15 exons. Gene Ontology annotation, biological process: protein phosphorylation. NCBI's taxonomy places the organism in Eukaryota, Viridiplantae, Streptophyta, Magnoliopsida, Brassicales, Brassicaceae. The record is from RefSeq and is a predicted model, not a curated record.
UUAAUUUUUGUUUGUAUACUAUAUGUAAUUGUACUGACAAAUCCUCUUAUUCAAUAUAUGGCAAUCACCUUCGUGCAAUAUGUCAUUAUACCUUAACUAUACGCAUUUGGUGUCAUUAGAAUGAUUCCGUGCAAUACCAAAACUCGUCUAGCCACCAACGCCAAAAAACAAACUCUUAUAUAUUAGAUGUUCAAUUUAAUUUUAUCUUCAAUUUUUUUUCUCUCAAAAAUUGAUAUAAAAAGCUCAUGUCACAAAUUCGUCACAUGUACAUCAUAGAUUUUCAUCGUCUAUUUGUGGCUUACAAUAUAUAUUAUUAUUGGAAAAUUAGUUGCAGUUUACAGAUAAAAAUAAUUCUUUUUGUUGAGUAUUAAUGUUGAAUUUUAAAAGAAGGCUUAUCUGUAAAUAAUAUAAUGUACUAUUUAAUACUGAAAAAGUUUUUUUUGUGUGUGUGUGAUGUAAGUUGAUAUGUAGUAUUGACUGAAUAUUACUAGCUAACUGGAGCUUCGUUCUUGUGCGGUUGUACCAUUUAGGGUUUAGUCAAGACUACUCUAAUUGUUCUUGGUAACACUGAAAGCUAUUUACAGCUUUAAUUAUCCACUAAUUGGUUGUACAUUUUCCUAGUGGUUGUAUUUAACCCACACAAAAAAUCAUUAAGCAGAUUUAGCUAUUAAACCUAAACCUACCUCCACAAAAUCAUAUCUUUUUACUAAAAUAUUGCAUACUAAUGUUUUAAAAGGUGAAUCGAUUACUAAUCACUUUGGUAUACUAUACCUAUGUAAAGAAGUGUGACUAAGAUUUUUUAAUGUUGGUUGGGAAAGAUUAGAAAUAUAUGUAUUUUUCGAAAAUAUAGUCAAACUAGUGUCAUAACAAGUUGAUGCUCUUUUUUAUAUUGCCAACCAACUAAUUUCCUUUCUAACAUUUUUUAUUUCACGACUGAUAGUUAUGUUACGUACUUCAGUUCUGAUACUAAGUUCUUUUUAUUAUCAUUAAUAUAAAAUUCGCACAUGAAACAAAAAAAUUGGAUACAUCAUAGCUUGAUUUUACUUGUAGAAUGUUUAUCUGGUAAAACCACCUAUCAGUAAGAUGUUACACAGUUUAUUCUCAAAAUUCGGUUCAACUUUUGACAAGCUAUCUUGUAAAAAUAAUUAAUUGCAAAUUACUACUCCAGAAAAGAUAGUCUUAGAUUUUAGUUCUCGAGGCAAAGCAAGGUGAGAAAAGAAUCAGAAACCUAGACAUUUGAAAUAUCCCCCAAAUAUGCAAUUUUUUUUUCUUGAACAAACCCAAAUAUGCAAAAUAUAGCCCACUACUGCAUAGAAUGUUGAUUACAAAAGGAAAAAAAACAUUAUAAGUGAGGGGUUCUCUUUAAAAAAAAUCUAAUGUUUUAAAAGGUGAAUCGACCACUAAUCAAGGUUCUAUGCAUAGAACACUAAUCCAAAAACAUUCUAAUGUUUUAAAAGGUGAAUCGAUCACUAAUCCAAAAGCACAAACGGAAGAAGUUAUCUGCGGAAGAACUACUAAAACUUCGCGAAACCAUCACAAGGGUUUAUGUACAAAGAACGGGUAAAACUAUUUGGGUUGUAUCCGAAAUAUAUCCGACUGCAUAGAAUGUUGAUUACAAAAGCAACGUCAACAUGAGUUAAUUUUGAAUAUUUUAUACAUAUAAAUCUUAUAGAUUGGAAUGCCAAAGCUGUAUUAAGAAUAUAACCUAGAGUAUGUUUAUUUUGCAUUCACAAAUUUUUAAAAAAAGUUUAAAACGAGUGGUUAAUUCAAAAAACACACACACAUAUAUUCAUUGUCAUUGCGUAUCUUUCGUUCUCCCUCAAAGAUUAAAUCAAUUUUAGUAAACAACUGUUCAGCGGAAGUUAAUGGUCCUGAGUUAAUUAUCAUGUUCUUGUCCGUGAACCAAACCUCAAUAAUGUAUCUAACCCUAAAUCCAAAUCACAAUGGCACAUUCUCUCAAACCAUCGUUGCCUUUUCCGUGAAACAAAUCUGUGAAACGUAACUCCUAACCCUAAAUAUCGUUUUCAAUAUCUUUUUUUUUGCAAACUAAGAUGAUGAGGCUCUUGAUAACCUCUCUUGCAAUUAUCGUUACUUUAGCUCAUGCAAAAACCGAGAAACAAGAAGUCUCUGCGUUGAAUGUAAUGUUCACGAGCUUAAAUUCACCGCCCAAACUCAAAGGCUGGAAAUCUAGCGGAGGCGAUCCUUGUGACGGUUCUUGGGAAGGCGUUAAAUGCAAAGGCUCAUCGGUCACUGAAUUACAGUUGUCAGGGUAUGAGCUAAGUGGAUCGCUAGGUUAUCUACUAAGCAACCUCAAAUCUCUCACAACUUUUGAUCUCAGCAAAAACAAUCUCAAAGGAAACAUACCUUACCAACUCCCACCCAACAUUGCCAAUCUGGACUUUUCUGACAACGAACUCGAUGGAAACGUACCCUACUCGUUAUCUCAAAUGAAUAAACUCAAAAGCAUUAAUCUUGGACAAAACAAACUCGAUGGAGAACUUUCAGAUAUGUUUCAGAAACUCUCCAAACUCGAAACUGUGGACUUCUCGUUAAAUAAACUCUCUGGGAAAUUACCUCACAGUUUUGCUAAUCUCACAAGCCUAAAAAAACUACAUUUGCAGGAGAAUCGAUUCACAGGAGACAUAAACGUACUCAGGAACCUUCCCAUUGAUGACUUGAAUAUAGAAGACAACCAGUUCGAAGGAUGGAUACCUAACGAACUCAAGGAAAUAGACAGCUUACUGACUGGAGGAGGCAACGACUGGUCAACAGAAACUGCUCCGCCGCCACCUCCGGGUGUUAAAUACGGUCGAAAAUCCGGAGGAUCUAAUCAAGGAGGAGGUAUGAGUAUUGGCACCGGACUGAUGAUAGCCGGAGCAAGCUUAGGAGUUCUUGUCUUAAUCAUAGUUCUGAUCGGUCUUGUCUCUAAGAAAAAAUCAUCUCCCAAUCCUCACUUCAUAGAUGAAGACAUUAGCCAACACACGCCAAGGCUCAGAUCUAUGAGAUCUCAUGGAUCUUCACAAGAGCUUCGUAUCGAUUUUGGCAACGAUUACAAAGGUAGAAAAUCUUUAGACUCAGAUGAUGAGAAUGUGCAAGGGGUUGGAUCAAAGGGACUAAAGCAUUCAGUUUCAUCGCGUGUGAUGUCUUUCAACGACACCGAGUUCGCGAACAAGCUCAACGCCAAACGAACCACUUCGACUCGUGCUGCUACAGAGUUCGAGCUAUCUGAUCUGCAAACCGCAACAGCUAACUUCGCACCUGGUAAUCUACUCGGUGAAGGCUCGAUAGGACGUGUUUACAGAGCUAAAUACCCUGAUGGACGUACUUUGGCGGUUAAGAAGAUCGAUUCAACAUUAUUUGAUUCGGGUAAAUCAGAAGGGUUAACGGCUAUAGUGAUGAGCGUUUCGAAGAUUCGGCAUCAGAACAUAGCAGAACUCGUAGGUUACUGCUCAGAGCAAGGUCAUAACAUGUUGGUCUACGAGUGUUUCAGGAACGGUUCGCUCCACGAGUUCCUUCAUUUGUCAGAUUGUUUCAGUAAGCCUUUGACUUGGAACACAAGAGUUAGAAUCGCCUUGGGAACCGCUCGAGCCGUUGAAUAUCUACACGAGGCAUGUUCACCGUCUGUGAUGCAUAAGAACAUAAAGUCUUCUAACAUUUUGCUAGACGCGGAUCUCAACCCUCGUCUCUCGGAUUACGGCCUCUCAAAAUUCUACACUAGAACGAGUCAAAACCUUGGAGAAGGAUACAAUGCACCAGAAGCCAAGAACCCUGAUGCCUACACGCCAAAGAGUGACGUCUACAGCUUUGGAGUCGUCAUGUUAGAGCUUCUCACUGGUCGAGUUCCAUUUGACGGAGAGAAGCCAAGGCCGGAGAGAUCGUUGGUGCGGUGGGCGACACCGCAGCUUCACGACAUAGAUGCAUUGUCGAAUAUAGCAGAUCCAGCAUUGCACGGACUUUACCCACCAAAGUCAUUGUCAAGAUUCGCUGACAUUAUCGCAUUAUGCGUACAAGUGGAACCAGAGUUCCGACCACCGAUGUCGGAAGUGGUGCAGGCGCUUGUAAGGAUGGUUCAAAGGUCAAGUAUGAAACUUAAAGAUGAUCUUAGAGCACACGACGAGUAUGAUUUCUAGUGUUAAAUAAUAAUAAAAAAGUAGCCAAAGACACACGAGAUAUAUACUAUUAUUCGUUUACUUUGCUGAAUAAACAUACAUCUGAAUAAGUAGCCAUA